CCCCGGUCACUCAGUUGGGGUCACACUCCUUGUUGACUGUUGUCUUCUCCUCCACCCCAAAACAAAACCAAAAAAACUCUUCUGGAUCGUCAAUGGAAGACUCUCACUCUCACUCUCACUCUCACUCUCAGCAGCAGCAACACUCGCAACUCACAGAUGGAAGAAUCUCCACCGUCGGAUUCAGCCACAGCACCGGUGGAUCGAACGGCGGUGGUGGUGCAAAGUACAAACUCAUGACUCCAGCUAUGCUCCCUAUCUCUAGGUCAACCUGUAUCACUAUACCUCCCGGUCUUAGUCCUUCCUCAUUCCUCGAAUCUCCUGUUCUUCUCUCUAACAUCAAAGCUGAGCCAUCUCCGACUACAGGUUCCUUCUCCAAAUACCAAACAGUGCAAGGCUCUGGUGGGGCUGCUCCAUUCUUAUUGACGAGAGGUUAUUCUACUGGCAGUACAUACAUUGAAAGAAAAUCCAGCUGCUUUGAGUUCAAAUAUGCCGGUGGAUCUAGUUCUACAUCAGCAUCAUUAGCGACUGAACAUGUGAUUUCUACAGGUCUCAACCAACAACAAAAUGAGCCACUGAAAGAAGUUCAAGAUCAAAGUCAUCCUCAAUUGUUAGCACCUUCAUCUCUGGCUAAACAUGAGAUGGCAACAUCAACAGAACUGAGUAUCUCUUCACCUAUCAAUGUUGAUGCUUCAUCAAAAGAAGAGAGUCUAUCUGCACCUAUUAAUGUUGAUGCUAUGAAUCUGAGAGGUCAAUCUAAUACAAGCAUGCAAGGUUCACAUGCUGAUCAUAAAGAGUUGUCAUCAGUAAUCCCUGAGAGAUCAUCAGAUGAUGGGUAUAACUGGCGAAAGUAUGGCCAGAAACUUGUUAAAGGAAGUGAAUUUCCAAGGAGCUAUUACAAGUGUACAUACCCAAACUGUGAAGUGAAAAAAAUAUUUGAGCAGUCACCUGAAGGCCAAAUAACAGAGAUAGUUUAUAAAGGUUCGCAUGGUCAUCCUAAACCCCAACUGAGCCGUCGAUUUUCUCCUGGUGCUCUCAUGUCCAUCCAAGAAGAUAAAUGUGAGAAGGAAGCGUGUUUCAGAGGUCAAGAAGUCUAUGUUGAAGACAAGCUCAACAACAAUGCCCAGACCAGCAAAAUUGAGCCCGGUAGUACUCCCGUAUCACCUCAGCAAGCGGACACUGAUGGUCUUGAAGGAGCACUGUCACAGAUGCAGGGCACUAAUGAUGAUAUGGAUGAGGAUGAUCUAUAUGCGAAAAGAAGGAAAAUGGAUGGUGGGAUGGAUAUAACACCGGUGAUUAAGCCUAUCCGUGAACCACGUGUUGUUGUUCAAACGGUCAGUGAAGUUGAUAUAUUGGAUGAUGGGUACAAGUGGCGCAAAUAUGGACAGAAGGUGGUCCGAGGCAAUCCAAAUCCAAGGAGCUAUUACAAGUGCACCAAUGCUGGAUGCCCUGUCAGGAAACACGUGGAGAGGGCUUCUCACGAUCCCAAAGCUGUUAUCACCACAUAUGAAGGAAAACAUAAUCACGAUGUACCUACUGCAAGGAAUAAUAACCAUGAAAUGGCAGGAUCCAUGUCUGUAACUGGCGGUUCAAGGAUCAGGACAGGAGAGACCAACUCACUUAGUCUGAAUCUAGGCGUCGGUACUGGAUAUCGUCUGGAGAAUGGGAACAACGGGCAACUUCACGCUGUCCAUAGCCAAGUUCAAUCUUCACGUUCAGGUAUGAUGCUAGUACAUAGUGGCAUGAGCCGAUUUGGAGCUAUAGAUAAUCAUGUUCAAGGACCUAGUUUUGAAACUUUGCCUUUACAACCUUCUACUCAAUGUCACCAAAACUAUGGAAAGAUACUCCUUGGCCCGUGAUCAUAUCUACCAUCAAGUAUAAGCUUAGCAAUAAGAAGCCACCAUCUAUUUUUUCCUGCAUCUUGGUGGAUUAGAAAGAUAUCUCUAGUUGAAGUAUAGAUACUUUCCCAUAUACUUCUAGGAUUCAUAAUGCUGUAUAAUACACCUUCACCUAGUGUUCUUAACAUAAUUACCAAAAAGUUAUCCCUGUAUCUUUGUACAUAUACCUAGAGUAUAUUAGGAAAUGGAACAACAGUGGAUGACUGAGCAAAUGUCGAUCUCCAAUAUCUUUCUCCCAUGAAUACGGAUCAAUGGCAUUUUCGAGGAAUUAUAAUGAACUUUUUCAAUGUAUUAUAUUUUCUGUAAUUAGGACGAGGGCACUUGGCUAAUGUAUUUUCUGAAAAUAUUAUGGUCAAUAUAAUAUGAGAAUGCAUUUUUGCGAGAA
Molecule: messenger RNA, 2280 nt
Organism: Lycium ferocissimum
Lineage: Eukaryota; Viridiplantae; Streptophyta; Magnoliopsida; Solanales; Solanaceae
Product: probable WRKY transcription factor 20
Exons: 6
Coding region: 93-1856 (587 amino acids)
Biological process (GO): regulation of DNA-templated transcription
Molecular function (GO): sequence-specific DNA binding; DNA-binding transcription factor activity
Source: RefSeq, a predicted model, not a curated record